Molecule: messenger RNA, 732 nt
Organism: Enterobius vermicularis (human pinworm)
Lineage: Eukaryota; Metazoa; Nematoda; Chromadorea; Rhabditida; Oxyuridae
Source: the annotation of a GenBank genome assembly
AUGUCUCUCAGUCGUAUGAAUUGCAUGGUGGGUAGGCCUCGUGUCUUUGUAUUUUCUAUCCAAGCUGUUCGAGAAGCGUCUACUGCUCGGAUACCUCUCAAAGGGGAACUUCAUCCUCCACGGGCAUUUAUGCAGGAUGUAGACAAAGAGUUUUUUGCUCCUGAAUCACUUCCAGAAAUGCCAAAGGAUUACAAAGAGUAUCCGGAACGAGACUUGAAGAAUUUCCCAUAUCCGACACGACGUAUGUAUCCCCCGAAAUCAAGGUUGUUAAUGUUUCCGGACUCAUGGUUCACACCUUUUUACAAACUGACUGGUGUUUCAGGACCUUACAUAUUUUUCGGAGGACUGUUCCUGUUUUUGGUCAACAAAGAAAUAUUUGUCUUUGAUGAUGCAGCUGCUAUAUUAGGAAACUGGAUCCUUUGGUAUCUCUUCAUUUCGAGAAGCUUUGGAUUUAAAGAGCAUUUUCCUACUGCUCUCAAAGAGGCGAUGCAGUUACAGUUGGAAGCUACAUAUCGGAGUAACUUAAUGAAAACGGCGUCAGAAAUGAAACGGCGACUAGAUUACCUUCAAGAAACAGAAGCAGCUCAAAAACGUGUUGAAAGAGCUUACAUGUUAAAUUGGAUAAUUGAUUCGGUCCAUAAAGAAAUUGAGCAAAACAAAGAUGGCAUCAAGGACAAGUAUUUAAAUGGCUGUAUUGACGAAUUAAAAAAUCUUGCGGCGCAUGCUCAUUAA